Messenger RNA from Chlamydomonas reinhardtii, 4776 nucleotides. RefSeq lists its product as uncharacterized. Gene Ontology annotation, cellular component: nucleus. Bases 421 to 4053 code for a protein of 1210 amino acids. The record is from RefSeq and is a predicted model, not a curated record. Gene Ontology annotation, biological process: establishment of sister chromatid cohesion; nucleobase-containing compound metabolic process. Gene Ontology annotation, molecular function: DNA binding; DNA helicase activity; ATP binding. NCBI's taxonomy places the organism in Eukaryota, Viridiplantae, Chlorophyta, Chlorophyceae, Chlamydomonadales, Chlamydomonadaceae. The transcript is spliced from 16 exons.
CAUAAACUGGCCCCGCAACUAAACUCGAGCGCGCUAGUGAGGAAGUCGACGAUGCGACAAAUUGUGCCCUGUUGCUAGUAUGGGCAAGUUGAGUAAGCGGACUUUACGAAAAGGUUUUAUAAUAAACGCACGCAUAUUGAGACUAGCGAAGGCCGCCGAGGAUACGCCCCACCUCCCCCUCGUCGUCGCCCUCCUGCUCCUGCUGCUGCGGCCGCUCCUGCUGCUGCAGCAGAGCUUGCGCCUGAGCCCGGGCUUGGGGAACACCACGAGCACAGCCACGAGGAUGACACUGAAGCGCUGAAGCGCUGAAGUGCAGCGACAGCUUGAGCUGUUUGUGCAAGUUUCACUGCUGCAGCAUGUGCGUAUUAGCGAUGUCAUAAGCCGCAGUUCUACGCGCAAACUGUGCUUAAUAGAGCCAAUAUGACUGGUUGCGGGGAGCCGCGCACAGAGUUCCCUGAGCAUCCGUAUGAGCAGCCCUACGAAAUUCAGAAGCAAUUCAUGCAGGAGCUAUGGCAGACACUGCAGAACUCUCAAAUUGGGCUCUUUGAGAGUCCAACUGGAACGGGCAAAACCAUUUCCAUAAUCUGCGGUGCGCUGCAUUGGCUCGAAGAUUUCCGAGCGCAGCAGGCGCAAGAGGCGCUGGCGAGCUGCGGGGCUGGUGCAGACGGCGACGACACGCCGGACUGGCUCAGGGAGGCAGCGGUAGCUGUGAAGAAAGCGGCAGAGCCUGAGGCGCACCCAUGGCUGCGUCGGCCGGGCCGAGCCGCAGCGCUGCUUGCUAACGGGGCGGACGGCGGCCCCCCGGCCACGGCACCGGCGCGACUCGGCGGUUGGACAGAGGGGCGGCCGCUCCCUUCGCACAGAGGCGGCACCGCGGCGGUGCCGCCGCUGCUGCCGCACGGCGCCGAGGCCGAAGACGAGUUUCUGCUGCAGCCCACGCCCGCAGAAGCAGCCGCCGUAGCAGCAGCCGAGGGUGGCGACGGCGGUGUCGGGAUGCGGCGGCGGCCGCGGGGCGGGGCGCUGGGUGACAGCAGCGGCGGCAGCAGUGGCGACGAGGGCGGCGGGGGCGACGAGGCGAGCCUGGCUCGGGAAGCGCUGCGCGCGCUGCGUGCCCCUCCCGGCCCCCCGCCUCCUCGCCGGCGCCCCCAGGUGUUCUUCGCGAGCCGCACACACAGCCAGUUGGCGCAGUUCGUGGGGGAGCUGAGAAAGACCGGCUUCGCCUCCCGGCUGCGGCUGGUGAGUCUGGCGGGCCGCCGCGGGCUGUGCGUGCACGAGCCGGUGGCGGCGCUGGGCGCGGCGGGGCUCAUCAACGAGCGCUGCACGGAGCUGCAGGAACGUAACAAGGGCACUUCCAAGGCCAGGAAGACCGCCCCGUGUGCAGCUGGCGGCGGCGGCGGCUGUAGCGGCGGCGGCACUGGCGGCGCCGCCACUGCGGGCAGGCCGCGUGGCGGGCGCAAGGCGGGCGGCGGCGGCGGCGGCGCGUGUCCCUUCCUGAGCCCCAGCCUGGAGGAGGCGGAGGCGUUUGCGCACGAGGUGGCGGCGGCGCCUCUGGAUGUGGAGGACCUGGCGAGGCUGGGUCGGCGGCGGCGGCUGUGCCCCUACUACGGCGCGCGCAGCCUGCUGCCGGAGGCGGACGUGGUGGCGCUGCCGUACAGGGAGGAGACUCGUGUGCGUGGCUCCCAUGGCGCAACAGUGACGGCGGCUCAGCUGGCCACUGCCAAGAGGCAGCUGUCCGCCUACUUCGAGCGCUUCCAGCUGCGCCUGUCCCCGAGCAACGCCCGCAGCCUGCAGCUGCUGCUGAGGCUGGCGGCAGCGCUGGAGAGCAGCCUAGCGCCGCCGCCCGCCGCCGCUCCUCCUAGCCCUCCUCCCUCCGCCUCCGGUCCCCUCACUGCCGCUGCCGCGUCUGCCCCAUCUUUACUGACCGGGCACACAGGGCCGCAUCCUCAAACGCAGCCUCCUCCUCAGAAACAGCAGCUUCCUCAGAAGCAGGCGCAGCAGCAGCAGCAUCCAGCCGUGUUGCCGGCGUCUGCUACUGCCGCGGCGGCUGGCAGCAGCGAGGUGGUGUGUGUGGGGGAGUUCCUGGUGCGGCACCGGCUGGAGCACGUCAACCUGUUCUCGCUGCUGGGCUGGGCCAGGGACAGCCGGCUGGUCAUGAAGGUUGCGGGCUAUGACCUGGCUUCCACACCCGCAGCCGACAUAGCCGGCGACACGGCCGCAGCCUCUGGCGGCGGCGCCACCGCCACAGGCGUUGGCGGCGCCGCUGCUACAGCCAGUGCCCAGGCUGCGCUGUUGGAUCUGCAUCAGGAUCCGGACCUGGCAGAUGAGGAGGCGGAUCUGGAUCUGGCGGAGGGCCGCGCCGGCCUGGCCAGUCAGAUGGCGGCGGCGCGGCGGCGCGGUGGCGGCGGCAGUGGCGGCGGCGGCGGCCGCAAGGCGGCUGCAGCAGGAACAGCGACGGCUGCCGCCGCAGCGGCAGCGACAGCGACAGCGGUUGCGGCUGCUACAGCCGGCGGCUUCGGCGCGCGGCGCUCCGCACUGUUUGCGUUCGUGUCGUUCCUGACCGCGCUGACUCACCCGUCGGCGGAUGGGCGCAUUGUCAUCAGCCCCGGCGGCGGAGCCGGGGAAGGCAGUAGCAGCAGUGGUGGCAGCGGCAGUAGCUCUGGCGGCGGCGGCGGCGGUUGCCUGCGCUACACGGUGCUCAACGCUGCGGCGGCGUUUGCGGGGGUGGUGGCGGCGGCGAGGUCGGUGGUGCUGGCCAGCGGCACCCUGUCACCGGUGCAGGGCCUGGUGGCCCAGCUGCUGCCGGCCGUGCCCCCCUGGCGGCUGCGGCACUUCGCGUGCGGCCACGUGGUGCCCGCCUGCCAGCUGGCGGCGCUGGUGGCGGCGCGGGGACCCACGGGUCUGCCGCUGCAGCUCAGCCACGGCCGGCGGGGAGAGCCGCGGGUCAUGGAGGAGCUGGGCCGGCUGCUGGUGAACAUCUGCACGGCGGUGCCGGCGGGGGUGGUGGUGUUCGCGCCGUCAUUCGCCUACCUGGACCAGCUGGUGUGUGCCUGGCAGCGCACGGGCGUGUACGGCGCACUGGCCAGCCGCAAACGCGUGUUCGUGGAGCCGCGGACAGCCGGGCAGGUGGAGGCGGUGCUCCAGGACUACGCUGCGACCAUCCGGAGCUGUAGCGGCAGCGGUGGCAGUAGCAGCAGUGGCGGCAGUAGCAGUAGCGCUGGUGGCGGCGGCGGUAGCAUCAUGGAGGCGGAAACAGGGGGGCAGCCGCCGCAGGCGCAGGGUGUGGCGGCGGCGCCCCGGCGGCGGCUGACUGGGGCGCUGCUGCUGAGUGUGGUGGGCGGCAAGCUCAGCGAGGGAAUCAACUUCGGAGACGACCUGGGCAGGUGUGUGGUGGUGCUGGGACUGCCCUACCCCAACCCCUCGGACCCCGAGCUCCGGGAGCGCAUGCGCUUCCUGGACGAGGCCGCGGCUGUAGCAGCAGCACCCGCGGCAGCUGUAGCGGCGCCGGCAUCCACUGCUGCUGCUGCUCCCGCUGCUGGUGUUGCCGGCACCACAGCCGGCCCCGCUGCAGCCCUGGCCGCUGCCCCGGCUCCACCCUGCGCGCCGGCUGCUGCCGCCCCUCGGCUGACGGGCCGGCAGUAUUACUCCGGGCUGUGCAUCAAGGCGGUGAACCAGUGCGUGGGCAGGGUCAUCCGGCACGCACGUGACUACGCCGCUGUCGUACUUGUGGACGAGCGCUACCUGCCGCCGCCACACUUCCAACCGCCGCAACAUCACCAACCGUCAACUUCGGCUAGCAACGGCAGCGGAGCCGCCGCUGCUAGUGGCGGCGGUGGCGGCGGUGCGGUCAUUGGCAGCCUGCCGCGCUGGGUGUUAUCGUCGCUGCGCACCUCGCCAGAGCCCGGCGUGACUGGCAGCUUCGCGCAUGUGCACUCGACCCUCACUGGGUUCUUCAAGAGCCGCCAGGCUGGCGAGGCCGCCGCCGCCACCGCCGCCGCCGCUCCUGCGGCUGCUGCCGCCACAGGCGCCGCCACUGCUGCCGCGGCUCCGCAAUAGCCGCCUUCGAGCGCCCCUAACCCGGUCAUCAGACAUUUUGGUAUGUGUGCAUGUAAUUAACAACGAAACGGAAGGAGACCCGCCGAAGUUCCUUACGGAUGUCUUUAGACUACGAAAGGAUGCACGCUUAUGCUUAUGUGUGAGUUAUGUGUGCGUGGACGACUUUAUGUAUUUCAUGGGACUGGGGAAGCGUAGGCCCAUCGCGCAGCGGUACCGUACGGUAUCGUUGGGGUACGGUAGGGGUACGAACACGUACGGCAUGCAAUGCAUGGCAGCAGGAUGGCAGGGUGGGCACAGGCGAGAGCGCGGGGUUGCGUGUCGUGUGCCACAUGCAGCGCUGGGGACCUGAGGUAGGCACGUGCACCUAACCGAGCGCGAGGAUUUUUCAAGUGCGGUGCGGCGCAUCAUGAGGUCAUGCACCCGAUACUCCGGUAGCCUGCAAUACCGUAUGUGUUUUGGGCCCUGACUUGAAGUAACGUGAAGAAGCGUGGAGUGCCAAGCGGUGUUGAGCAGGUGGGAGCUCCCCGAGCGAUGCGUGUGUGUGAAGGUGUGAUUGUGUGAUGUGGUAGCGGACAAGGCAAGUGGUUUUGUGUUUGCACCAAGGGAGGAGGCUCUCCUCUCCCCUGGUUUGCACAUGGCAGCGGCGGCGUGUUUCACCGCAGUGCGCUGAGCUGCACUGCACGGUUCUCCGGGGGGGGGGCACACGUGUAACAACGCGCACGG